AAAAAUGGCAAUGAAAUUGCACCAGAAUUUCUCAGAACCAGCCUGCUACUUGUCUUCUCUACUGAGUGAGCAUCUUGGUGUUCAGAAAAAAUCUGUGGCUGAGAUAUCCUUAAAGAAAACUUGAGAAGCAAGAGUGAGUGGAAGAAUGAGUAAAAUAUGGAGAGAUGGUAGUCUUGAAGUUGCUUUUGAUAAAGCAACUAGAAGAUACCAAAUUGUUAUCAAUGUUAAUGAAGGAUCUGGAUCUGAAGCUGAACAGAUUUUUGUACAACUCCAAGACCAAGAAAUUAGAGAUACACUGUCUGAAAAGGAGGAGUUAUUCAGUAGAGAGGAAGCUAAGCUCAAGCACUCCCUCACUGAUACUCAAAAGAUGGUGUCUGCUGAACUACUUCAGAAAAUCAAAAAGAAGUCUAAAAGAGCUAUUCAUAAUUCUCAGAAUACAUUGUCAAACGAAAGCAAUAAAUUUAGCAUGAAAGGAUCGCUAAUUUCUAUGGCUGAAGACUGUGAAACUACCAAAAUAGCGUGCGAAGAUUGCAGACUGACUCUCUGCUUGGAUCCCUCAUGUCCAUUUAUUUCCAUAAAACCUAGGUCUAAAUCCAAGGAGAAUGAGAAGCUGGCUUGCAAGGAUCUCAAAAAUGUUGAGAUUACCUCAGACCUUUGAUUACACUUCGACAAAGAUUCUAAUUCAUUGAUGUUCGCUAUUGAUAAAGGAUAUUGUUUUUACUCUAAAUCUUUAUCAAAAGAAGAUGCCAGCUUGCUUAACUCCAAAAUUCAAUCCUUUCUGGAAGUUCUGAAGCGAGAAGUUUCUGCAGAAGCUGAAGAAGAAAAUGAUCAAAGCGAAGAUGAAUUAGAGCUAUACCAAUCUAGACCAGAUAUCGAGGAGUCCAAAUCUGAGAGCCAAAGUGAGUCCAUCAAAGGAUCUGAGUAUAACUCUCAGACUGAAGAAAUGGGGUCCUCCCAGUCACUAAACUCUUCAGAAAAGAGGUACAGCCAACCUUCUAGUGAGUCGAGCGCAUCUCAAGAAAUCAGUGUGAAAUGAUCUGAAAUAAAUUCUGAAAUUUCUGAUAUUGAGAUGAUUUCUGAGACUAAUAAACAUUAUGAAAAAGACUCGAGAAGAUAUAACCUUACAGGAAGCAGACCAAGAAAUUACCAGGAAUCUAAGGAAUGUGAUAGUGAAGAGGAUUUAAACCCUAUGCGACUAUCUUCAUCUAACUCAUCACAUGGUAAAUGUUUUAUUGAGUCACUGAAUACAUCUGAUGUGGAUUUUUACACCCAAAAAGGUAUCCCACAGCCAAAAUCCUAUGUAUAUCAGCCGAGCUCGACUGGUGUGAAAGUAUAUGGAAUAUCCAACUCCUUAGAACUAAUCCUGUUAGAAGAAUUAGAUUUCUUGCCUAGGAAAACACGAAGGCCGAUUUCAAAGCUCUGAUUACUAGCUAAUGGAACAAAAUUGGUAUUCAUUGAUCCUAGCAACGCAAAGAUGAUUCAGUGAUACGAUUUGAAGCAUAUGAAAAUUGACCAAGUGCAUUUGAAUAACCUUCCGAUCUGUGACAUCAACACCUCAUCAGCUGCUUUACUUAAAAAGAAAUAUGAAUGCAUCACUGCUUGAGAUAGUAAGAAAAUGAUCCUAGUUCCUUACUUCAAAAAUCAAUUUCAUAAAGCAGAGACUUCCAAAGAGUUCAAGUCUGGAAAAUUUGUCAGCGCAGAUAGCCAUGGGCUAGAGUUUGUCACUGGCAGUGAAGAUGGGAAGAUAAGAUUUUAUCCUUCCAUUAAAUCUAAAGCUGCUUGAACUAGUAAAGAAGUAGACCUUAGUAUACAAGUGAAAAAUGUUGUCCUUAACAAAGAUCUCGGAUAUAUUUUAUCAACUUGGAAAAACUCAGUGAUACUAUGCAGGACAGAGACAGUUGAUCGCGAAAGCCCAUUUUCCAAAAGACUGAAAUCAAAAUUACCUGAGCCAAAAGUCAUCAAAGUUACAAUAACUGGGGGAGCAAGGGACGAUUUGUUGCAUCUUAGCCCUGCAACCUUCUUCAUUAAACCAUCAGGGGUAGAUAUAAUGACUACUUGUAAGGAUACUGUAUAUUUGCUCACAAAUAUUGGAUCAAAAAUUGGGUCUGAUUACCCCAUCACGACUUACAAAUAUGAGUCAGAGAUAUACUGAGCUUCUCAGUCCAAAGCAUCACAUAAGCAUGCACUUGUGGCUACCUCUGAAGGAAUUAGCUUAAAGGCACUCUAUCCUGAUAUUGAAUAA
Molecule: messenger RNA, 2242 nt
Organism: Moneuplotes crassus
Lineage: Eukaryota; Ciliophora; Spirotrichea; Euplotida; Euplotidae
Source: the annotation of a GenBank genome assembly